Messenger RNA from Lytechinus variegatus (green sea urchin), 3381 nucleotides. Its product is annotated as sodium- and chloride-dependent neutral and basic amino acid transporter B(0+)-like. Gene Ontology annotation, biological process: sodium ion transmembrane transport. The transcript has 14 exons. The record is from RefSeq and is a predicted model, not a curated record. Gene Ontology annotation, cellular component: membrane. NCBI's taxonomy places the organism in Eukaryota, Metazoa, Echinodermata, Echinoidea, Temnopleuroida, Toxopneustidae. The coding region runs from base 282 to 2432 and encodes 716 amino acids.
UACCGUACCGAUAUGUCUGUGGUAUAGGUUAAGGCGCCUUGGUUCUCCUUUGCACGCAAAUGCUAUGGCGGUGGUGUUUCCGCGUCCAUAUUAAUACAUUGUAGUAUAAUGUAUUCUGCAAGCACGUAAUCGCCAGCUUAUGGUUCCAUAGAGAACCGUAUGUAGUUGUAAUUGUGAGCCUUGUGACCUAAAUAUCUUGUCUCAUCUUCUGCUGUGUGAAUGUGGCGUUAUUUCACUCUAUACGGAAACGACAACUCUUCGAUCGGCUGACCGUACUACCAAUGGAACCUAACGAUUCGGCGGCGGCUGCCCCGGCUGGACCUGAGGAGCAAACCGGUACCAUCACCACAACAACGAAUAAACCCCCUGCGGUACUAGCCCGUUCUAUCUCUCACUCCGUGACGGAUGCCGUUCAUGUGAAGAAUCCGAAUGCUCGGCAGACAUGGGGGAGGGAGUUGGAUUACGUUCUUUCCAGUAUGGGAUGGGCCAUUGGCCUUGGCAACGUCUGGCGGUUCCCGUACCUGUGUUAUCAGAAUGGUGGAGGUGCGUUUCUAUUACCCUACGUCAUAAUGCUCUUCUUUGCUGGGUUACCGUUGUAUUUCAUGGAAGUGGCUCUCGGCCAAUACAGCAGUAGUGGUUUGAUCAAAGUUUGGAAAGCUGUACCGCCAAUGAGAGGUUUAGGAUACGGUCAGCUCUUCAUGUCUAUCUAUGUCUCCAUUUUCUACAACGUCGUUCUUGCCUACUGCCUCUACUACUUCUUCGCCUCUUUCACCAGUCGUUUGCCUUGGAUUGGUUGUUCCAACGACUGGAACACGCGUCUGUGCAGUGAGAUAUACGACGAAUGUUUAGCGGGCGGUGGAAUCGUGACCGAAGACAGGAAUUGUACAAAUCUGGAGGACCUGUCGCAAGAUGAACUGACGCAUUAUAACAUUACGAGAAUACCGAGGACUGAUAGGUUCAAUACUAGUCUUUAUCAAGAUCCUUUUAUUCAUUUGAGAGCUCUGCCAAGUCAAGAAUACUGGAAGAAUGAAGUCUUGCAAGAAUCUUCGAGUAUGAACGAGACUGGGACAUUGGUAUGGAAGCUCACUCUAUGCCUUCUACUUGCCUGGGUGAUUGUUUUCCUGUGCCUCAUCAAAGGUGUGAAGUCCGCUGGCAAGGUGGUAUACUUCACUGCGACGUUUCCAUUCGUAGUAAUAUUCAUCCUUCUCAUCAGGGCGGCAACAUUAGAGGGGCAUCUGGAAGGUGUAAGGUACUAUAUAUACCCCGAGUGGGAACGGCUAAAACAUGCUGUGAUAUGGCGAGAUGCCGCAGUGCAGAUCUUUUUCUCCCUUGGUGCCGGAGGGGGCGGGCUUCUUACUUUGGCAUCAUAUAACAAAUUUCACAGUCAUUGUUACAGGAACUCGGUCUUUGUGGCAAUUGUCAACUGUUUGACGAGCUUUGUCUCAGGAUUCAUGAUAUUUUCAAUAGUAGGCUACAUGGCUCAUAAACUCAACAAGUCCGUCAAAGAUUUUGCUCACGAUGAUCUUUCAGGUUUUGGGUUAGUGUUCGUAGCAUGUCCAGAGGCCCUGGCGAAGUUUCCCGGUGCUCCUUUCUGGUCGAUAAUGUUCUUCUUUAUGCUCAUUCUAUUAGCAGUUGACAGUCAGUUUGUUAGUGUGGAGGUAAUCGUCACCGUAUUCAUUGACCAGUUUCCCGAUCUUCUGCGACCUCGGAGAUCUUUGGUCACAGGAAUUACAUGUUUUCUCAUGUUUUUACUCGGCCUGCCUAUAGUCACCAAUGCGGGUGGUUACUGGAUGGCGCUUUACAACAACUACGCUGUUAGCUUCGUGCCCCUUGUUGCUGGGAUCCUUCUUACGUGCAAUAUUAGUUAUAUCUACGGCUAUCGGCGGUUUCUAGACGACAUCCGGGUCAUGAUUGGUACGCACAUCGUUGAUCAUUGGCAUUUCUGGUUUUGGCCGUUCAACUGGCUGAUUGCCACCCCAAUCCUCUUAGCGGUCGUUCUUAUAUGCCACUGGGCUUUCGACGAAGCACCGACCUACAACGGAAUGGAAUUUCCCGGAUGGGCAACCGCUAUUGGUUACCUAAUGAUGAUGACGGCACUGCUCUGUUUUCCCGCCUUUUGGGUCUAUGACUUUGUGCGCAAGCCCAGUCUUAUCACAUGGGAGGACAUCAGACUUUCGUCCAUAAUACAGCGAUUGAUACUGAUUACAAGAACAGAUCGAUCUUGGGGUCCCCUCCUCGCCGAAGACCGUCUCGAGUCAUGGAACCUUCAUGAAAAGCGUGGCACGACGAUGGGCGGAAAGCUCGAUCCCAACGCGUGUCCGCACGAGCCCGUCAUCAUGAGCAAGAUCGAAGACCAACCCGACAAUGGCGCUCCAAGAACAUUUCACUAUGCCGUCUUCGAGAACGAAUCCGUGACCGAUGUCCUACCAUGAUGGUGGUCGAAGAGGAACACUCCAACCUUUCAAAUGUUAAGUUAACAUUUCUUGUUUUUAGAGUGAAGCGGUGUGUUUGUCAGUACUAAUGUCACUAACACAAGAGGGCGCAUUAUCAGCGAUUGCUACUAGUAGUCCGACAUGUUCAAUAAACUCCAGUGAUAAUAUCCUCACUGAAGAAUCAAACGCCAAAGUCACCAACUAAUAUCAAUUUAUAUCUUUUUAUAUGAUGAAAUUCAGAUCGAGAGUUUUGAACAAUACAACUUCCUGGAAGCCAAGAAGACUAAAACAUAAACUGUUUUAAGUGGUGUAAAAUCCCACUCCCUAGGAAUUUCCAGUCAUUCCCCCAUAUUAAUGCGACCUCUUGUUUCUGAUGGCGCAAGUACUGACUAACAUCCAGGAGAGGGUGCGCUCUUAAUACAGAUAUGAAUUACUAAAUUUCGAUCGUAUUUUCACUAUCUCUAUAGACGUGGAAUUCGCGACAUCCCAAGAUUAGUACCAUAUUAUGUGACCCAACAAUUUUCUGCACUGAUUACGAAUUCGUGUUUUGGGGUAAUAAUGAUCAGAGCAGUGCCUUGAUCAGCCAACGAUUUGUGAUAUCGUGUGACUUUCUGACUCGGGGAUAUGUAAUGAAAGAAAUCGAAAUAUUAUUUACAUAAUUUGAAACACCCGCUACUAAUAUUUAGCUUUCUCCUUUCUUGUCCAUUGUCUUUCGGAUUGUCAUUUUUCUUCUAUAAUAUGUUGUGUGUCUCGUGAGAAUAUUCAGCCUUUUUUCCUUCAAAAUUGCUACUGAUGGGUGCACCAAGAUGCGAGUCUCCAAUUUGUGAAGCCUAUUCUUCAAAUUGCUUCUCGGGGACUGCUCAGACACUAACCUUCGUUUGAAAUUAGAAAUGAUCUCCACUACCCACCUUAAAUAUUUAUUAAGUUAAAAUGAUUUAAAUAUAGAAAA